UUUGAUAUUUGUGUAUACUGUUUUAAAUCAUAUUAAUGUGCUCGAUUAAUUUUAAGCGUUUUUGAAAUGUUUCUCUGUGUGCCUUUAUUUUCUCUCACAAUAAAAUGAUUCAAGCAAGUACGAAAUUUUGGAAGGAGUCCUGUCCGUUUUCUAAACGCCAUAUUGGCGUUGUAAUAAUGAAUAUAUUUACACGCAAUAACACUUCUUUAUGAAUGCAGGGAUAAUACGAUUUACACUGAAGAUAAGGAAAAUUGCUUCUGAAAAGAUUUAACACGUUCGAAGAGUGAAGCUAUGUGGCAAACAACGGGAACAGGCUAGAUUGGUAUGGAGAGGGUUGAUGCUGCAGAGAAGGAGGCAAGUGAGGUUCUCCAUACUCUUUUGUCUGUUGAGCGUGUCAAAAAACAAGGUUGCGAAUUACACCCACAUCAGCAACAGGUAGUCGUCAUAGCUUCUAAGGAUCCUGUUGGUCCCACACAAACUGGUAACUGCUCAGCUGCUCAUCGGCAGAUACAAGAUGCUACUGGAGUGGUGCAGUGGCACACGCCUGUCACAACUGUCCAACAAACAUUAUUCACAGACUUGCAUGAGGUGACUCCUCAGUUCACAACACUCACCAGAGAACAAGUCAUAUGGCAAGGACAGGCUAUCGAGCUGGAACAUCAACAUUUAGCAGCACAGCAGCCAAUCAGUACUGUUACACAGACCAGUGAUGGUCCACUAACAGAAUACACCGUUUCAGUGCAGCCACCUCCACCGCCACCACCACAACAGCCACCAUCGCCACAACCACCACCUCAACUGCCACAGCAAGAAGCAGCUGCAUUGUCAGAUCCAAAGAGGAAAGCCGCAAAAACUAAAAAAAAAGGUGAAAAGAAGACAGAGAAUCCAAAGAAGAAAAGUAAAGUGGUAGCGUCAGUAGACGUGGAGGCUGCACCCACACAUUUGGAGGAAAAUGCUCAAGAAGUGCGAGAAAGGUUUGAGAAAGGUUGUGACUGCCAGGAACAGAACUGCUUCAAGGGCCUGAGUCCUGAAUUUGUGUACAGGCACCGACUGAACAUUGCUGAACUGACUAAGGCAGAACACGACAUGUACCUCAUGGGCGUUACAAUGGCAGUACUCACAAAUCCAGAGGAAACGGUAAGGCAUAAAGAAAGGCGUAGACUCAGGGCUCAGUAUGUAUUCCAAGGACGAAGGGUAUGUUUGGAUGCAUUCCUAUACCUUGAGAACUGUACUCAUUAUCAGUUGAAAAGAAUUCGGAAACAUGUCAUGACACACGGAGUCGCCCCUCGUAUCCAUGGGAAUCAUGGGAAAAGGCCUCACAACACAUUCUCACUGGAUAUCUAUCGUCACGCUACUUCAUUUCUACGUCAUUUUAUUCAGCGCAACAGUCCCGGAUCCAAUUCACAUCAGAAUACAUCAGUUCAGCAUGCAAAUGCUAGCAGCACAAAAUGCAAAUCUAAAUCAACCAUUAAAACACCUCCUCUCUAUCUUCCUGCAGAGAUUACAAAGAAGACAAUUCACAAUGCAUACCGGGAAUACUGUGAACAUUUUGAACCAUCUAUUAAAAUUAUGGGAUAUUCAUCAUUCAGACAUUUCAUGAAAGAACAGUUCCCACACGUCAAAUUUUGUAAAAUAGAAAGUGGAGGCAGUAAACCAGCAUUGAACACAGGCACUCAACCACAGCAACAGACUCAAGGAGGAAGUACUGGCAACCAUACUUCCAUCGAAGUUGAGAUAGUCACUCAACAAGGAACAAAACUUCAGAGUGACGAUACAGUUAAUGUUAUUGAAGAUACGGCUAUACCGCAUCAAGAUCCACAAUCUGCCACUAUCAUAACAGCAAGUGGUGAGGUACAGCAGGUUACUGCAAUACCGGUCGUUGUAGAACAAGAAACAAGUGGAUUGUCCCAUCAGCAGCAGACGGCAUUCAUUGUUGCACCUAUGUCAGAGAUAAUUCAGACACCAAGUAGUGUCGGCACAAUUUCCGACAGCACGUACACAUCUUACCAGUUGAGUGCAGCAGCACCUGGGAGUUAUGCCACUCAUCAGCAGCUAGCUCAAGCAGGUGUUGUAACGGUUGCCUCAGUACCAAACACCUCUACAAAUGCGUAUGGGUUCACAGCGUUAUAGAAAAACAUGUGGUCCAGAAUCAAUUUUAAUACACAACUAGAAAAAUCAAUUAAUGGUUCUCUCUUUGAUCAGGCGUGUAAAGUUUUGCAGUUUUUCCCAUGACCGUACUCUAGCCAUUGCAUUGUUUCCAUACAAUUUCAUUCAGUAACAAGAAAAGUAUCUUUCUGUAACCUGCCAUUAAUUAUAAACACAUACUUAAAAGCAGUAAAUGUUCUAUUUAGUACCAGGCCUAAAGUGGAAGUCUGUAUUCAGAGUGUGGCCAGACUCUAACCUUAAUUUUCUUUCUCUGUGGGUUAUUUAACAAUUCUUUCGGUAUCAAGAUUACAUACAGCAUCCGAUGGUGGGACGAGAGAUGAAUGGUGAAUUAGAAAGGAUUUGGAAGGAAGCAUUUGUGGCCCAGUCAAGGUACUUUUCUGGAAUUUGCAUGGAGGGACCAAGGAAAACCACAGAAGACCUCAGUCAGGAUGGUUGACGUCCCAGCUGAGGUUUGAAUGAGGACCUCCAGAAUCUGGAUCAUUACCUGUAUAAACCGUCCAGGGUGGUGAAAUUAUAAUUAGUGGCCAGUAGCAGUUCAUCUGCUAAAUCUCACGAUAUCAGUAUUUGUGCAAACUAAAUGUUAGGUCUGCAUUCCACUGCCAUGUUGAUUCAUUAUUCUCGAUAAUCUUAUCCUUUUACACUGUAUAAUCUGAGUAACUGAAAAUAUUGUUAAAUGAACAAAGAGUAGCCAGUUUUACAAGACAGCGUGUUUUGAUUUUUGUUGAUGCAGCAGAAGCAGAUUUUUUUUUUUUUUUGUUGAAUCUAGAAAACAUUUUCAAAUUUAAGUUUUAUGUUAUAAUGUGAUAAAUGUUUGAAUAAAUACGACUUAAAUUUUAGCUUGGAUUCAGAUUUUGUUUGAAUGCACUGGCCUAACACACAUUUAGAAAGAAAUAUCCAUUUACGGGCUAUUACUGGCAACAUCACCAUCCUUACAAAGUUAAGGUUGCCAUUUCUGUUUGUCACACUGGACCUUAAUGUAGUUACAUUUCUUACCCAAAAUGUUAGUAAAAGAAAUUCAUGCUCUUAAAUUCUGGUUUAAUAAAGCGAAUUCUUUUUAUCAUUGUCCUGUACAGGUUUUGAGGUUCUCACAGCAGUGGUUACAAAGAGUUCUAUCUUCUCGGUUGUGACACCAUGUAGGCCGCUGAAACUCAAUCGACAUUUUGGAGGAAAAUGUCGCCUCCAUCUUCAUGGUCAGAGAAUAAGCCAGGCUAGAAAUCAGCGUGAAGCCGGUUGACUGUGCUUGCUACCUACUUCACACUGGUUUCUUGUUUGGUACAUUUUUUACCCUGAAGAUGGAUGCAAAAUGUUUCCUUUCAGUGGACUACAUGGCGUUAUAUCGCAGAAGGCAGUUCAUCAAGUUGCAAUAACUUCUGACACAAUCAGCAAAUAUGAUCAAAAAUAAACUGUUAAAAUUAUUAGUUUCUUUGUGUGUGUUAUCUGAGUGAUAUGAAGUGUAUCUUGCUAUAAAUAGCUACCAGUGUUCAUGGGAAAGCAUACAAGAUAAAAUGUGCUUAGGAAUGGAGAAAAGAUUGUUUUAAAAAAUGUGUUUGGGUAAAGCACAGCUCUGCAUUAUGGAAAGGAUGUUGUUUUGAAAAAUGUCUCCAUAAAAUUCUGUAAUGCAAAACCAAUUUUUCCAUGUUAUAAUGUGAUAAUUUGAAUUUUUUUUUUAGUCAACAGUUGUAAUGUCAACACACUUCAUCAAGUUUUUAAUCAAAUCCUUGCUCUUUUACGUGCACUACUUGAACAUGAUACCUUUAUUCUAGAUAUCUCAAAUAAGGGUAAUACUGUA
This is a messenger RNA of Cryptotermes secundus, 3955 nucleotides long. RefSeq lists its product as uncharacterized. The transcript has 3 exons. The record is from RefSeq and is a predicted model, not a curated record. NCBI's taxonomy places the organism in Eukaryota, Metazoa, Arthropoda, Insecta, Blattodea, Kalotermitidae. Bases 325 to 2130 code for a protein of 601 amino acids.